AUGGCUCUAAAAAGCAAGGUCCUUGUAGUUGGUGGAACUGGGUACCUAGGCAAGAGGAUUGUUAAGGCAAGUUUAGCACAAGGUCACCCCACCUAUGUCCUUCAACGCCCGGAGAUCGGCUUAGACAUUGACAAACUUAAGAUGCUCAUGUCAUUCAAGGAGCUCGGAGCCCAUCUUAUCGAAGCCUCUUUUUCCGAACACCGGAGCCUCGUUGAUGCCGUGAAACAAGUUGAUGUUGUUAUAUGUGCCAUCUCCGGUGUUCAUUUUAGAAGUCAUAAUAUUCUUUACCAACUAAAGCUUAUUGAUGCGAUCAAAGAAGCUGGAAAUGUCAAGUUAUGGUUAUCAUCAUAA
Molecule: messenger RNA, 351 nt
Organism: Macadamia integrifolia
Lineage: Eukaryota; Viridiplantae; Streptophyta; Magnoliopsida; Proteales; Proteaceae
Product: isoflavone reductase homolog
Exons: 1
Coding region: 1-351 (116 amino acids)
Source: RefSeq, a predicted model, not a curated record